GUGGCUUUGUGUUUUACUCUGUGUACUUCACUUCUUCAUGCCCUUUCUGUAUUUGUUUUUACCUCUCUUGCUCAUUUCCCACCAGCCAUUGUGAUGCUGUUCACCCAGCUACGAAAUAAGAAAGCAAGCAAAGAACCCUUGAUUCUCUCUGAAGAGGACAUCAGAGAAAAUGUGGUGACCUAUGACGAUGAGGGAGGGGGAGAGGAGGACACAGAAGCCUUUGACAUUGCUGCACUUCGAAAUCCCAAAGCCUCUGAGCCUCGCAGGAAGUUCCACACAUACCUUGGUUGUGGACAAAGCCCAUACGGAGAGGAGGACAACGCCGAGGGGGAUGGGGAAGGCACUCUGGUGAUAAGGAGGAAGAAAGCACAGCAGGUCAAUUACAGGAGCUACAGCCCAGAGUCAGAACCUGCCUGGUUUGUCAUUGACUGUGUUCCUCGAGAGAUCAGCCAGUCUGCACCUUCGCUUCUGCUCGAUAGUCAUGACAUCAUUCAGGAGAUCAUCCAGCAGAAGGUUGCCGAAGCAGACUUAGACACACGUGGUCCACCAUAUGACUCAAUUCAGACAUAUGCCUAUGAAGGCCAUGGGUCUUUGACCGGUUCAGUCAGCUCUUUGGGCCUGACUGCGACAGUGCCCGAACUAAACUAUGCCAGCUUAGAAGACUGGGAGCCAGUGAGGCAAACGCUGGAACAUAUUCUCAGAGACCAGUUCGCUACAGACCAAGCUAACCCUGACACCUGAAGGUUUUUUUCAAUUAUUAUCAUUAUUAAUAUAUUUAUUUUUUACCUUUUCCCAAAUUUGCUGAAACAGAUUGCUUUUUACUUGUGAUAUUAAACCUUGGUGCAAGUAUACAAAAUUACGAAGUGAUGAUAAAAAAUUGGAGCGAUGAUAUCGUGAAAUCAGAGGACAGGAAAAGCCAUUUACUUUUAACAGGAGAGAAGAGCACAUACGCUGAAGGGAGAUUUUGGAGAAAACAUCCAAGCUCAAGUGAUUUUAUGAAAUGAAGGACAAAAUGCUAACUGAGAGAAAACCAGGUGUUUUAAAAUGACAGUUUACUCCGUCUGCUCUGCUUUUUUUUGUGUUAUUGGAUAUGGUACAUCUAGUCCUUGGCCCAAAGGACUCUAGACUUGAACUUUGCUGUUCCUGAAACUCCAGUCAUUUAAAAACCAUAGCACAGAUUAGUACCGUAGUUCAGGUCAUUAGUCAUCCAUUGGCUUGAAUUAUGGGAACAGGGAGUUUUACAGAUUUUUUAUUCAUAAAGUAAAAAAGACACAUGUGAGAGUGGCAGAUAUUCUAAAGGCCAAAGAAAGCUAAGCCCUUCCUCUGAAAAUGACUACAUUUGUUUUUUUUUUUUAUAAUAUAUGCAUUCUGUCGGGUCAUGAAACCAUAAAUAUGUUUGCAUGCACAUGGGGACAAAGGACCCUGAAGUAUCAUUUUAUAGGUGUGGAUUAGUGAGGGUUAGCUAAUCCAAAGAUCCAAGAAAUGAAACAUGAUCUCUCCUAACCAUUUUUUCCACUGCAGGAACUUAACUUGACCUGGGCUAUUAUAAACUACUGUUUACUUAGAUACUUAACAUACUACAUUUCUGUAGUUGUUCUUAACUGGUUCCAGUCUUAUGCCACCAACUUGAAAUCAUCAUUAGCUGAUCAGAUUAUGUUUUAUGAACCUAUGAUACAUCAUGUGGUAUU
Messenger RNA from Scatophagus argus, 1688 nucleotides. RefSeq names its product cadherin-18-like. Lineage: Eukaryota; Metazoa; Chordata; Actinopteri; Scatophagidae. Gene Ontology annotation, molecular function: calcium ion binding; cadherin binding. The transcript has a single exon. The record is from RefSeq and is a predicted model, not a curated record. Bases 94 to 741 code for a protein of 215 amino acids. Gene Ontology annotation, biological process: cell morphogenesis; cell-cell junction assembly; adherens junction organization. Gene Ontology annotation, cellular component: catenin complex; adherens junction.